AUGAGAAACAAUCCAGAAUUAGCAGCAGUACUUGGAAUAGUUGUUUGGCUUAUUUUAAUUGCAUGCAUUCUUUAUUGUCGUCUUUAUCGCUCUAUUUCUCAACUAGAACAUACAAGAGCACGUAUUUUUCGUCAAAAUGAAAAUACUUGUGUUGCUGUUGUUCAAAGGCAACCUCUUGACAUCUGCCAUAUAACUGAUAUUCCACUGAUUAAUAUGCCUCUUGUUCAAGAAUCAGCACCUCCAUCUUAUAAUCAAGCAAUUGCAAUGAAACAACAAGAAAAUGAAACAUUAUAA
Molecule: messenger RNA, 294 nt
Organism: Rotaria sp. Silwood2
Lineage: Eukaryota; Metazoa; Rotifera; Eurotatoria; Philodinida; Philodinidae
Source: the annotation of a GenBank genome assembly